Molecule: messenger RNA, 540 nt
Organism: Micromonas commoda
Lineage: Eukaryota; Viridiplantae; Chlorophyta; Mamiellophyceae; Mamiellales; Mamiellaceae
Exons: 1
Coding region: 1-540 (179 amino acids)
Source: RefSeq, a predicted model, not a curated record
AUGGGUUCCGUCAAAUCGAGCGGCGGAGAAGACGCGAGGAGCGUCCCGAUUCUGUUCCUGGACAUUGACGGAGUGCUGAACCGAACCGCGACCGCGCCGCAGAUAAACCUCGAGCAGGACAAGGUGGAUAGGCUCAAGGGUGUGCUGGAGACCUCCGGCGCGGACAUCGUCCUCACCACUUACUGGAGGUGCUUUGAGGAUUACAUCAAAUACGUGCUCAUGAGGAUGGGAGCACAGGGUGAUCGGGUGGUGGGAAGAACACCUGGGGAGCCGCACUUGAUGGACAGCGUGAAGCACGACGACAACGUCAAGUACGCGCGCAUCGUGGAGAUAGAGACCUACCUCACCCACAGGUUCGGUGAGGACAGGAGCGGAUGGCCCAAGUUUGCCGUCGUGGACGAUAAGCAAGUGGUGCCGGCGGGUCACGAUUGGAGCGACCGUUUUGUGAAAACCGAGCCGGAGGUUGGCCUGACGGACGAGCGGGCCGGGGCACUCGCGACGGCACUCAAUUUGGAACCCGCGGAGGUUGCGGCGGCGUGA